Molecule: messenger RNA, 3330 nt
Organism: Saccharomyces eubayanus
Lineage: Eukaryota; Fungi; Ascomycota; Saccharomycetes; Saccharomycetales; Saccharomycetaceae
Gene: KIP1
Product: Kip1p
Exons: 1
Coding region: 1-3330 (1109 amino acids)
Biological process (GO): mitotic spindle assembly; microtubule-based movement
Cellular component (GO): spindle microtubule; nucleus
Molecular function (GO): plus-end-directed microtubule motor activity; microtubule binding; ATP binding
Source: RefSeq, a predicted model, not a curated record
AUGGCCCGCUCUUCUUUACCCAACCGCCGCUCCAUGCUUUUCGAAGCGAACAAGAGAAAGACUAUAGCGCAUGCCCCAUCUCCCACUCCUUCGAAUGGAAAGCAUCCUGUUCCGCCGCCCAUCUGUAACAAUAGUAAUAGUAAUGCCAUUUCAGAAUCGAACAUCCACGUAUACGUAAGAUGCAGAUCGCGCAACCGAAGAGAAAUAGAAGAAAAAAGCAGUGUAGUACUUUCUACGCUGGGACCCCAGGGAAAGGAAAUCAUUCUCUCUAACGGCUCUCAUCAAUCAUACUCAUCCUCCAAGAAGACUUACCAGUUCGAUCAGGUAUUCGGCGCGGAAUCUGACCAGGAAAUGGUGUUUCAUGCCACGGCAAAAAACUACAUCAGAGAAAUGCUGCACGGCUACAAUUGUACGAUAUUCGCAUAUGGUCAAACGGGGACUGGUAAAACAUAUACCAUGUCCGGCGACAUAAACAUUCUCGGCGACGUACAAUCUACUGAGAAUCUGCUACUGGGGGAACAUGCAGGCAUCAUACCGCGUGUUCUGGUGGACCUUUUCAAAGAAUUGAGCUCGCUAAACAAAGAAUAUUCUGUCAAAGUAUCCUUUUUAGAGUUGUACAACGAAAAUUUGAAAGAUUUGUUGUCUGACAAUGAGGACGAUGAUUCAGCGGCAAACGACUCCAAGAAGCAGAUUCGCAUUUUCGAUAAUAAUAACAACAAUUCGUCCAUCAUGGUCAAGGGAAUGCAAGAAAUCUUCAUAAACUCAGCCCAUGAAGGCUUGAAUCUAUUAAUGCAGGGCUCUUUAAAAAGGAAAGUGGCCGCUACUAAAUGUAAUGAUCUCUCUUCAAGAUCUCACACGGUCUUCACCAUCACCACAAAUAUAAUAGAACAGGACAGCAAGGAACACGGGCAGAAUAAAAAUUUCGUUAAAAUCGGUAAGUUGAAUUUGGUAGAUUUGGCUGGCAGUGAGAACAUUAACAGAUCAGGUGCGGAAAACAAAAGAGCUCAAGAAGCUGGACUGAUUAACAAAUCACUGUUGACUUUAGGUCGUGUGAUUAACGCACUCGUAGAUCAUUCUAACCAUAUCCCCUAUAGGGAGUCUAAGCUAACAAGACUGUUACAGGACUCUCUAGGUGGUAUGACCAAAACGUGCAUUAUUGCCACUGUAUCGCCUGCCAAAAUAUCCAUGGAAGAGACCGCAAGCACGCUGGAAUAUGCAACAAGAGCCAAAUCAAUCAAAAAUUCUCCGCAGGUAAAUCAGUCUUUAUCAAAGGACACAUGUCUCAAAGACUAUAUUCAAGAGAUUGAAAAAUUGAGAAACGACUUGAAAAAUUCAAGAAACAAACAGGGCAUAUUCAUCACUCAAGACCAAUUGGAUCUUUACGAAAGUAAUUCCAUACUGAUUGAUGAACAGAAUUUGAAAAUCCACAAUUUACGGGAGCAGAUUAAAAAAUUUAAAGAAAAAUACCUAAAUCAGCUGGAUAUUAAUAAUUUUUUACACUCAGAAAAGGAAAAAUUGGUAAAUAUAAUACGAAACUUCCAUGUCGAUUUUUCCAAUUUCAAUCUGGAAAUCCGGAAAAUCCACCGUUCCAACCUUGAAGUAAUGACUGAAAUUACCCAACAAAGAGAUUUAUCACAGGACAACUCUCAAAGGCAGUAUACUACCAACCAAAAUUUGCAACUGGAAAUAUCCAACCAAGUAUUACAGACUUUAGGCACUUUACAAGAUUCUUUGAUGAACUAUAACUCAAAAUUUUCACAAGUUAUUAGUGGCGUCACUAAAGAAUUAUCCCUGAACGUAAACUCUCAUAAAGUGAAACAUGAUUCUACAGUCGAAUCAUUGUUCAAUACCACCGCUAACUUAUUGACAGUAAAAAUGAACGAUCUAGUUAACAGUGUUUCACAUUCAUUGGAAAGUAUUCGAAAUGAUUCUUUAUCACACUAUAAUAAAGACUUGAAUGAGAUAUAUCAAUCGCACCAACGGUUUUUAAGUAAGUUACAAAAUGACAUCAAAAGCUGUCUGGAUUCAAUAGGCAGCUCAAUCCUAAAUUCCAUAAACGAAAUAUCAGAAACUUGCACCACAAACUUGAAUAGUAUGAACGACUUAACAAACCACCAUCAAUCAGUAGCAACAGAGCUGAUUGAAAAGCAGCAUUUACAAAUCGAAAAAUUAAAGAAUGAAUUACUCAAUGAGCGUAAAAUUUCGAACCACUUUAACAAACAGUCAACCAGAUUAAAGGAGUAUUUUAAAAAUCAUGUAUCCAGGACCCGUACUGAACUUCAUGAUGAAUUUAACGAAUUUAUAAGCAGCUUAAAGGAGAAACAAUCCAAAUUAGAUCAAAACAUCUGGCAAAAGGCAGAAUCCAUUUUCAAUGAAACCGGUGAAGAAGUCAAUGCAAUUCAUUCCAGUUCAAUAAACACUUUAACAGAAAAUGCCGAAACCAUCUUACAAACGGUCUCUCACAACAGUACAAUUUUCACGAAGGAUUUAACUUGUCUAUCAGAAGAAAUGAACAUAAAUAUAUCUUCCAAACUGAAGAGCUUACCCAUUGGUAAAUUUUUAAAUAAGAUAUCUCAAACUAUUUGCGAAAGUUGUGGUAAUAAUUCGUCAACAGCCGACCCGAUACUAAUUUCUAUCAAAAAUUUUCAAAAUGUAAUACUUUCAGAUAUUGAACUAACAAACGAAAAGACGUUAUCGUUGAUUAAUGAAAUAUUGUCGCAAACAAAAAUCAUAUCCGAUAAAAACAACGUCGAUCUAACCAUAGUAAAUGAGAAUUUUAAUUCUUUAUGCAGUUUUAUUUUAAAUGAUUACAAAGAGAACAUAAUGCAAAUCUCUAAGACACAAGACGAUGUACUUUCUGGUCAUUGCGAAAAUCUGAGAUCGGUAAACAGACAGGGAAUGAAAACCAUUACUACUCACAACAUAGAAAAACCUGUUAAUAUACAUCUACAGCCUGAAUCAACAGUGAUCAAAGUUUUGCCUGUACUGGAAUACCCAAAACAGUUUCAAAUUUACAGAGACGCUGAAGGCAACAACAGGGACGAUACAAUGAAGUCGCAUUUGAACGAACCAAACUCUUAUGCAGGAGAAGACCUCGUUGCAUCACAGGCUAGUCCGAAGACUCCAGUCCCUGUACCUGACCAACCUUUACCAAAGGUGCUCGUACCAAAAAGCAUAAACUCUACGAAAUCCAAAAGAUCAAAAACUUUACCAACUUCAGUUGAUACUGAACAGGAGUCACGGAAUAACUUAAAGAGAAGAUUCACCAUGGAACCGAUAGUAAAAGAUAAAGAAAUUAAAAAUGAUGGCACUAAGAAAAUCCAUCAAUAA